GGUUCUCGGCGCACGUACGCACGAUCACCAACCAUCACCCCACCAAUGUCGCACAUCACCCGGCACCUCCGGCGGGCGCUCUCCACCACCGCCGGGACCUCCACCGGCACCUCCGUCGCUGCCCCACGCGUCGUCUUCUCGGGCAUCCAACCGACUGGCGUCCCGCACCUCGGCAACUACCUCGGAGCGCUGCGCACAUGGGCGGACAUCCAGGCCUCAGCGUCGGCGGACACGCAGCUGAUCUUCAGCAUUGUCGACUUGCACGCGAUCACGCAGCCGCAGGCCGCCGAAACCCUGCGGAAGGCGAGGAGAGAGACGCUCGCGACUAUCCUCGCCGUCGGUAUCGACCCGGAGCGCUGCACGCUGUUCGAGCAGAGCAGGGUCCCGCACCAUGCUGAGCUCAUGUGGAUCCUCAGCUGCGGCGCGAGUACGGGUUACCUCAGUCGGAUGACUCAGUGGAAGAGUAAAUUGGGCGUCAAGGAGGAUGUGAAUGCGUUUGAGGGAAAGUCCACGGCGAAACUGAAGUUGGGGCUGUUUUCGUAUCCAGUUUUGCAGGCGGCGGAUAUUUUGGUGCACAGGGCUACAGAUGUGCCCGUGGGAGAAGAUCAGGUGCAGCACCUCGAGUUCACCCGUGAAAUCGUCGGAACAUUCCACAGCUCGUACGGCGAAGUAUUCCCGCUUCCUAAAACAAUCCUCUCACCGGCGCGAAGAGUAAUGUCACUCCGUGACCCACUCCAGAAAAUGUCCAAAUCCGAUCCACAGCCGUUGUCCCGGAUCCUCUUGACCGAUGGUCCCGACACGAUCUGGGAGAAGCUGAAGAAGUCGAUGACGGAUUCCGAGCUGGGAGUCAGUUACGAUCCUAAAAAUCGACCGGGCGUGUCGAAUCUGAUCGAGAUAUAUGCGCACAUGCAGCGGAGAGACGAUUUCGGCGCUAUCGCACAGGAGUGGGAAAAUCUAGAGAAGAAGGAGCUCAAGAUGCGGGUUGCAGAGUGUAUUUCUGAGGGAUUGAAGCCCGUCAGAGAGGAGUAUGAAAGGAUCAUGAAGGAGGGCGACGGGUAUCUUGAUAAGAUCGCAGAGAAGGGUGCGGCUAAGGCGAGAGAGAGCGCGGAGAAGACGAUGGUCCUCGUCAGGAAGGCUAUGGGAUUGGCGUGAGUUUGACGUCGGUCAUGCCUUACUAUAGUGAAAUGGUAGCUCUUCGAUAGAUAGGAUCAUGCGCUCGCAUUAGAACACGGCAGGGCUGAAGGUGGUCAGAGAGUUGGCCCCGCGACUACUCCACUUA
This is a messenger RNA of Tricharina praecox, 1279 nucleotides long. RefSeq names its product tryptophanyl-tRNA synthetase. Gene Ontology annotation, molecular function: tryptophan-tRNA ligase activity; ATP binding. The record is from RefSeq and is a predicted model, not a curated record. NCBI's taxonomy places the organism in Eukaryota, Fungi, Ascomycota, Pezizomycetes, Pezizales, Pyronemataceae. Gene Ontology annotation, biological process: mitochondrial tryptophanyl-tRNA aminoacylation. Gene Ontology annotation, cellular component: mitochondrial matrix; mitochondrion. Bases 46 to 1152 code for a protein of 368 amino acids. The transcript is spliced from 4 exons.